Molecule: messenger RNA, 1845 nt
Organism: Phascolarctos cinereus (koala)
Lineage: Eukaryota; Metazoa; Chordata; Mammalia; Diprotodontia; Phascolarctidae
Gene: LIX1
Product: limb and CNS expressed 1
Biological process (GO): autophagosome maturation
Cellular component (GO): cytoplasm
Source: RefSeq, a predicted model, not a curated record
UAAGUGAGCCAGGGAGGAGGGCCUACUGAGAGGUCUUUAGGUUCUGGGCAAUGUCUGAUUGGCACGUUAAAAGAGAUUCUUUGGUAAUCCAGUGCAUCAAUGAACUGCACAAAUUCAGUACAGGGCUGGAAUAAUUCAGGCAUGAGGACACUUUGUGCGUGCAGUCUCGAAAAGGCAGAGCCAAGAUGGAUAGAACCUUGGAAUCCCUGAAACACAUCAUUGCCCAAGUCUUGCCUCACAGAGACCCAGAUCUUGUAUUUAAAGACUUGAAUGUUGUAUCAAUGCUACAGGAAUUUUGGGAAAGCAAACAGCAGCAGAAAGCUGUGUUCCCAAGUGAAGGUUUGGUGGUAUAUGAGUCAUUGCCAUCUCCUGGGCCUCCAUUUGUAAGUUAUGUCACCCUCCCUGGAGGAAGCUGUUUUGGUAACUUCCAGUGCUGCCUAAGCAGAGCAGAGGCGAGACGGGAUGCAGCCAAAGUGGCCCUGAUCAAUUCCCUCUUCAAUGAACUGCCCUCUCGAAGGAUCAAAGAGUUCAUUAUAGAAAGCGUUCAGGAAGCCAUCGCCUCCACCAGCGGCACUAUAAAUGAUGCUGAUGACCCAAGUACCAGCAUAGGAGCCUAUCAUUAUAUGCUGGAGUCAAACAUGGGGAAAACUAUGUUGGAAUUUCAGGAGCUGAUGAUUGUUUUCCAGCUACUGCACUGGAAUGGAAGCCUGAAAGCCCUUCGGGAAACCAGAUGUUCUCGACAGGAGGUGAUUUCCUACUAUUCCCAGUAUUCUUUAGAUGAAAGGAUGAGGAGUCACAUGGCCCUGGACUGGAUCAUGAAGGAACAAGAUUCACCAGGGAUUAUCUCUCAAGAGCUGCAGAUGGCCCUGAGGGAGUUGGAAGAAGCCAGAAGAGCUGGACAAGAGCUUCGAUUCUACAAAGAAAAGAAAGAAAUCCUGAGUUUAGCCCUAGCUCAGCUCUGCAGUGACCAAAAUACCUCUUCGCCAAGGGACGAUCAGAUGAGUCUGGCUGCUUUAUGUGGCUACCACUAGAUGAAACCAGAACUCCAAUGGACCCAUCAAGUGCUGAACUAGAAAAUGCAAAUCCUUUGGUAUUUUGAUGGACCACGUAAGUUGGUCACUUACAGUUACAGUUUUAGAGAAAUGUAGCUGCUAAAUUGAAGUUUCACUCCAUUUGCACCCUACCCCAUCCUGACUCCAGCCCCAUCACAUUAUGGAACCUUAGAGAUGAAAAGGACCUCAGGGAUCAUCUAACCCAGUCUCUCAACCAAUACAGGAAUCUUUUCUCCCCUAUUAACUUAGGACUAAAUUGCGAAGAAAGGAGAGGAAAAGAAUAAGUGCUUUACAUAUUUUCUCAUUUGUUCCUCACAAUAAACCUGUGAGGGAGAUGCUAUUGAUAUCCCUUUUUUGAACAUUAGUAAAUUGGGACUGAGAGAGAUUAAGUGACUCCCCAAGAUUGUAGAGUUAUCAAGUGCCAGAAGAUUUAAACCUAAGUCUGCCUGACUUCAAUUCCCAUGGUCUCUCCAUUGUGCCACCUAUUUGUCUCAUAGAUGGGGAGGGAGAAGAUUAUUUGAAAGAUAUUUUUCAAUGAGUCAUUGAAACCCUACAGAAUAGAUACUUCAGAGCUACUGAGUCUGACAUAGACUUUGAUGAGCUACAAUAUAGGGUUGUAUAACCUAAGAAGAAACAAAUCUCAACUCUAGAGGAUUUUAUUGAUAAACUUCACAAAAGAUUUGGUGACAAGAGUUUCCCAAAGAAUAAUCAGCUAGUGACGCAUCAUGUAACAUGGUGGCAUUCAACAAAUAAAGAGAAUUGAAUUAAAUGAGCAACAUGUACAUUUUUUUCC